Messenger RNA from Lindgomyces ingoldianus, 802 nucleotides. RefSeq lists its product as uncharacterized. The coding region runs from base 101 to 694 and encodes 197 amino acids. The transcript has 4 exons. Lineage: Eukaryota; Fungi; Ascomycota; Dothideomycetes; Pleosporales; Lindgomycetaceae. The record is from RefSeq and is a predicted model, not a curated record.
UGCACGGCGUCGGACUUUCCCACUGACCCCAAGAAGCUUCAAGCUGACCUCUUCACCGCAGUCAAGCCUCCUCCCCCAGGAAAUCAAUCACAUCCUCAUAAUGCGUUCCAUCAUCGCCGCCUUUAGCCUGCUCGCAGUCGCCGGCUUCUCGAGAGCCCAGAUUGACCCAUCCACUGUUCCACUCUCCCUCAGAGAUACCUGGUGUUUCAACCAGAAGACGCAAUGCCCUCUUAUCUGCACUCAGCAACCCGGCGUUAAUGACCUCUCACCCGAAUCAAAUGAGUGUGACCCAGACACUCUUGUCUACUCCUGCGUCUGCUCCAACGGUGUCACCCCCAACGUCACCCAAUACUCGCUCACCAUCCCAUACUACAUCUGCACAGAGCAGGCCAAUCAGUGCGUUACAGCUUGCGGACUGGGCAACAAUGCCUGUUCCGAUAACUGCCGAACCCAACACCCCUGUGGCGCACAACACCCCAACCCACCCAACUCUUCCAUCUCGACCACCAUGCCCGCCACCUCCACACCAACAGCUUCAAGCACCAAGGUCCCUGUCAGCGGCUUCGGCGGCCCGGCUGCUACAACCGCAGCAGGUGGCAAGGGCGCUGCUUCGGCAAUGCUCAACCUCGGACAGAGCUACGGCAUGGCCGUCAUCUUUGCCGGCGUGUUUGCCGGGUUCGCGAUUAUCUUGUAAAAUUGAUGAAAAUGGAUCUUUCCUGGGAUUUUCGUUUCGACGACGUUUCAGCUACUACUCAGUCAGUUUUCACCCGGCUGUCUGUCUGUUAGUCAUGCAUGCAUAGCG